UCCAAAAAUCAUCUUAAUUUCUUCCUCCCAAUUAUUCUCGGGUUAGUCAUGAGUGAAAGUAAUGAAAAGCUUUUCGCUACCAAAUUUAUGCUCUUGAAGCCCGAAAAAAUGGGUUUCUUUCAACUCUUUCAGGUCUUGUUUGGAAGAGACAUAGAAGAAAAAGACUUUGUUCAAUGCCUUGAGGUCAUUAUCGAGCCAAGGUCCUACCAAAAGUGGCUCCUAUUUUUGUCGCUUUUGGUACAAAAACUUCUUUACUCUACGGCUGAUAUAUUACAAUGUUUUGGCGAUAUCGUUGAGUCAUUUUUGAACCCGAAGGCUUCCUAUAACUACAAUGUCUUCAUGCUUGUAUUUAAUCGUAUCCAAGGUAAGCAGGUAGUGAAUAAAGAUUCUAUAAAUUAUUUGUCAAUGAUUGGUCAUAUGGACAAACGAGUGAGAUUGUUAGACAAGAGCAUCAAAUAUGAAGACCCCAACAAGUACAAUGUUGCUUUGUCUAUGAUGGCUUCUAAAGUAUCGUACGAGAAUAAAGCUUUCGUUCACGCUAUUGUCGUAGACCACUGGAAGAUGGAGCUCAUUGAUUGUCGUGACUACUGGAAUGACUAUCAAGAUAAAGCUACGACUCAGGCUUUCAUCAUGUUAGAGAAAGGUGAAGACCAUGAUACCUACGUUGUGGCUUUUAGAGGAACCGAACCCUUUGAUGCUGAUGCAUGGUCUACUGAUUUCGACAUCUCAUGGUUUGAGCUUCCUGAUAUCGGAAGAACCCAUGCUGGCUUCAUGAAAGCCUUAGGGUUACAACUAGAGUUAAAGAACAACGUUGUUGGUUGGCCUAAGCAAAUCGAAACCGAUGAGAAUCGUCCACGUGCCUAUUACUCCAUCAGGGAUUUGCUAAAGAAGCAUUUGAAAUUGAAAGGAAAUGAAAAUGCAAAGUUUACUUUGACGGGUCACAGUCUUGGUGGAGCUCUUGCCAUUCUCUUUCCCGCAAUACUAAUGCUGCAUGAAGAGACAUUUCUUUUGGAAAGACUUGAAGGGGUAUACACAUUUGGACAACCUAGAGUUGGAGAUGGAACAUUUGCCAAUUACAUGGAACAAAAUUUGAAACAUUAUUGUAUUAAGUAUUUAAGGUUUGUUUACGGCAACGAUAUUGUUACUAGGUUGCCCUUCGAUAAUAAUAUCAUGAAGUUCGACCACUUUGGGACAUGUCUUUAUUAUGAUAGGAGCUAUAAAGGCAAGAAAAUGGAAGACGAGCCGAAUAAGAACUACUUCUCGUGGAAAGAUAUGAUACCGAUGUGGGUGAAUGCUUUUAUGGAGCUUGUAAGGAGUUUCACCAUUGUGUAUAAAUAUGGACCUGAGUAUCAAGAAGGAUGGGUUAUAAGAUUUUACAGGCUUGUGGGCUUAAUAUUUCCUGGAAUACCAGCUCAUUGCCCCCAGGAUUAUGUUAAUGUUACCUGGUUGGGGCUUCCAUCAUAUUUGGAUUAAUUGGUAUAUGCACUCAUUUGAUGACCAGAGUCGUGAUUCACAAUUUGGAGAAUUGAGUUUUUAUCUUGUCAUUUAAUUGAAAUGUUUAAACAUUUUCUUAUAAUAAGAAUUGUC
Messenger RNA from Cajanus cajan (pigeon pea), 1587 nucleotides. Its product is annotated as triacylglycerol lipase OBL1. Gene Ontology annotation, biological process: lipid metabolic process. NCBI's taxonomy places the organism in Eukaryota, Viridiplantae, Streptophyta, Magnoliopsida, Fabales, Fabaceae. Gene Ontology annotation, molecular function: triacylglycerol lipase activity. The record is from RefSeq and is a predicted model, not a curated record.